Messenger RNA from Pseudomassariella vexata, 591 nucleotides. RefSeq lists its product as uncharacterized. The record is from RefSeq and is a predicted model, not a curated record. The transcript has 2 exons. NCBI's taxonomy places the organism in Eukaryota, Fungi, Ascomycota, Sordariomycetes, Amphisphaeriales, Pseudomassariaceae. The coding region runs from base 1 to 591 and encodes 196 amino acids. Gene Ontology annotation, cellular component: membrane.
AUGGCCGUGAAUAGCGGCAAGGAGCUGGGCAAAACGUGGGCCAAGGCGUUUGAGAACAUGCCUCGCUUGGUCGUACGCAGCCUUCAGUUUAUAUUUGCUCUCAUCGCCGUCGGAUUCUACGGACACCUCGUCGACAAGGACAAGAAAGCAGACCACGGCAUCGCGCCCGAAUGGUUGUUUGCUGUGGUCGUCGUGGGUAUGUCUUGUAUCACUGCGGUUGUGUUCCUUGCACUUGGGUUAUUGGCGACUUUUGCUGGCAGAAUGCGACCUUAUAGGAUGUUUGCUUGGGAUCUGAUCCUCGGCAUUCUCUGGAUCAUCAUGUUCGGCUUGUUUGCCGGCAUCUUCCUCAAGCGUACCGACGAGGACAAGUACAAGGGUGCCAACACCAAGGCCAUGAAGGUGGCCGUCUGGAUCGAUCUCGUCAAUGCCAUCCUGUGGCUGGUGAGCGGCGCCUACGGCUGGGUCAAGGUGAUCGCCGGUGAGAAGGUGGACGGUGUCGGGAAUUGGGUGCUGAACAAGCUGCCCUGGCCUCUUGGCAACCGCAAGAAGGCGCAUCAGAACAACCCCAAGGCUUACUACGAGGACGUCUAA